AAGGAGGUGAGAGACAGACAGUAAGAGGGACAGGGAUAGUGGGAAAGAAAGAGAGAUAGAGAUGGAAGGAGAGAGGGAGAUAAAGAGAUAGAAAAUGAAGAAGAGAGAGAAGGAGGAAGAGUCAGAAGGAGGGAGUAAGAGACAGAAGGUCAGAGAGAGGGAGCGAGAGAAGAUGUGAUAGAGGGGAUGAGAGAGAGAGAGAGAGAGAGAGACAGUAAGAGGGACAAAGACACAGAAAGAAAGAGAGAUUCGAAGAGGGAGCGGGAGAGAAAAAAGGAGCAAUAGAAGGAGGAAGGGAGGGGGAGAGACAGAGAGAGAGACAGAGAGGGAGAGAGAGAGAGAGAGAGAGAGUAGCAGAGGGAAGUGGAGCACUGAGGCAUUGAGGUGUAAAGACGCACACAGAGACACCACACCUCGAGCAGAUAAACGACAGAACGAACGGUGCAGAGAAGGAGGACAAGGACAAAAAAAAGGAGGGAAACUGACAAAGGACAUAAAAGAGGACAGAAGGAUGGACAGAAGAUCGGAGUAAUUCGGAGAACUCACUCUCUAUUUCUCCACGAAGAAAGGAGAGAGAAGGGAGAGAGAACGAGAGGAGGAAACAGUUUGAACAGAAACGAGGGGAAUCCCUCCUUCAUUUUUUACCCCAUGGGGUAGCUCAGUCCAAACUGACCCCCUCGACUCAGAGGAUGGAAUGAGGAGCGAGAAGGGGGGACAGACAGACAGACAGACAGAGAGACAGACGGAGACAGAGACAGAGACAGAGACACGCUGACAGGAAGACAGACAGGUGUGUCACCAUGCCGGUGAUGAAGGGGCUUCUCGCCCCACAAAACACUUUCCUGGACACCAUCGCCACUCGCUUCGACGGCACCCACAGCAACUUUCUGUUGGGGAACGCUCAGGGUCACCGUGGUUACCCCAUUGUUUACUGCUCGGACGGGUUCUGUGAGCUGACAGGCUUCGCCAGGACAGAAGUAAUGCAGAAGAACUGCAGCUGUCGCUUCCUGUACGGCUCCGGGACGAACGAGCAGGUGGCACAGGGCAUGGAGAAAGCACUGGAGAGUAAAGAGGAAUACCAGGCUGAGGUCCAGUUCUACAAGAAGGACGGAACAUCCUUCUGGUGUCUGCUGGAUAUCGUUCCCAUAAAGAACGAGAAAGGAGAGAUGGUGCUUUUCCUUUUCUCCUUUAAAGACAUUACAGACUCGCACGGAAAGAGCCACCAUGGUGGCAGGAGAGACGAUGAAAAGCAUCACAGCAGGAAGAGCAGCAGCUCUCGGUUCAUUGCUGCUCGGAGGCGUGGUCACUCCGUCCUCUGCCAAAUCACCAGCCAGUUCAAACGUGGAGGAAAGAAUGACGUCAACCUCAGUGGAAACAUGUUCGAGAAGCCAUCACUUCCGGAGUACAAGGUUGCGGCGGUGCAGAAAUCCCGCUUCAUCCUUCUCCACUACAGCAUCAGCAAGGCAUUGUGGGAUUGGAUGAUCCUCCUGGCAACGUUCUACGUGGCUGUGACGGUGCCGUACAAUGUGUGCUUCACGCCGUAUGUGGAAUCGGACACGGAGGCCAGGAGCACCAUCGUCUCGGACAUCGCCGUGGAGAUGCUCUUCAUCCUCGAUAUCAUCCUGAAUUUCCGCACCACCUAUGUGAGCCAGUCCGGGCAGGUGGUUUACGAUUCUCGCUCUAUCUGCAUCCACUACGCUGCUACGUGGUUCUUCGUAGAUUUGGUGGCUGCGCUGCCCUUCGACCUCCUUUAUGCCUUCAACAUCACUGUCACAUCUCUGGUUCAUCUGCUGAAGACGGUACGUCUGCUGCGACUGCUGCGUUUGCUUCAGAAGCUGGAUCGUUACUCUCAGUACAGUGCCAUGGUGCUCACACUCCUCAUGUCCAUGUUCGCUCUGCUCGCUCACUGGAUGGCGUGCAUCUGGUACGUCAUCGGACGGAAGGAGAUGGAGCGCAACGCUAACCAGCAAGACUGGGACAUCGGUUGGCUGCAUGAGCUGGGAAAGCGCUUGGAGAGCCCAUACGUGAACAGCACGUUCGGAGGUCCGACGGUACGAAGCGCCUACAUCGCAUCUCUGUACUUCACCCUCAGCAGCCUCACCAGCGUCGGAUUCGGAAAUGUAUGCGCUAACACAGACGCCGAGAAAAUCUUCUCCAUCUGCACCAUGCUGAUCGGAGCUCUCAUGCAUGCAGUGGUGUUCGGAAAUGUGACGGCUAUCAUCCAGCGCAUGUAUUCCCGCCGCUCGCUGUAUCACACGCGCAUGAAGGAUCUGAAGGACUUUAUACGAGUCCACCGACUGCCACAGCAGCUGAAGCAGCGCAUGCUUGAGUAUUUCCAGACCACCUGGUCCGUUAACAAUGGGAUCGACGCUAACGAGCUCCUGCAUGAUUUUCCGGACGAGCUCCGAGCCGACAUCGCCAUGCACCUGAACAAGGACAUCCUGCAGCUUCCUGUGUUUGAAGGCGCGAGUCGCGGCUGUCUGCGUUCGUUAUCGCUGCACAUCAAAACCUCGUUCUGUGCACCGGGCGAGUAUCUGAUCCGCCAGGGAGAUGCGCUCCACGCUAACUACUUUGUCUGCUCUGGCUCCCUGGAGGUUCUGAAGGACAGCAUGGUGCUCGCUAUACUGGGAAAGGGUGACCUGAUUGGCUCGGACCUACCGGGACAGGAUCAGGUGAUUAAGACGAAUGCAGACGUGAAGGCACUGACGUAUUGCGACCUGCAGUACAUUAGCGUUAAAGGGUUGAGGGAGGUGCUGGAGCUUUAUCCCGAAUACGCCAGCGUGUUUACUGCAGACAUCCACCACAACCUCACCUACAACCUGAGAGAGGGUAGUGAGGCUGAGGGUCUUGCGAGGUUCUCACGUUCUCCAAGGUUCCCUCACAACAACAGAAUGAACUCAAGAGCAAUGACAGACGGAAAGCAUUCCUGCAUGAUCGAAACUGGCGGAGAAGCAGAUGAACACUGUCACCUCUCUCCUGCAUCGAGAUCUCGCCGGAACCUUCAUCUCCCAAACCUGGGGAACCUGCUGGGUGAUGAGCUGCGGCAGUUCAACGCACUACGCCGCUGCCGUUCCCCGGUGAGAGGAAACUGUAAAAGCGUAUCUCCAAAACCACACCCCAAAUCUGACCAUCCUUUACAUGACACACCUCAAACGAUUCAGGAGGGAUUCAGUGCACGGAAACCUAACAAACUCCUCAUUCCUACGCUCAGCUGCUUCGCACCACCUGACCUCAGCCCAAGGGUGGUUGACGGGAUUGAGGAUAAUGGACGUGUGUUUCACUUCAAUGCCGAGCACAGCGGGAGCAGCACUAGCACAGCAAAAGGUAACGAUCAGGUGAACAGCACACUGCUCCAGGAUACAGAGGAGGUUCGAGAGAGCAUCAGUCAGCUCAAUAAAAAGAUGGUCAGCCUAAACCAAGAAGUGUCUCAGCUAACGAAGGACCUGCAUCACAUGAUGCACCUUCUACAAGCGCAAGCAGCUGCUCAUCACUACACCACCUCCAUGUCCUCUUACCCCUAUGGAGUGCACAUGGUACACACAAACACCGCGGCAUACACCACCGGCGUGCACUCUCAUCAGGAAUCCCAAGGCCUUUAUCAUCCUCAUCAUCACCUUCAGACUGAUCACGCUGUGGCUGAGAACGUCGUCCACAUUGGAACAAGCGCAUGGAGCCACACGUCAGAAAUAGGUGGAGGUCGGACAGGUGCACAACCCGAAGUGUUUGGACAACUUCCCCAUUUUGAUCCUAGCAGCACCCGUGAUCCUACAUCUUCUAAAUCAAGUUUAAUUAACAAUGACACAUCUGCAUCCUCCUUCUAUCCAGCAAAAGGAUACAAGAAACAGGAAGCACCAGGUCAGGAUCACGGGAUCCUCGCUAGCAUCAGUCGCUCUCAGCCUGUUCUGUUCAACCGGGACAAACCAAACCAAGUCUCUUUAGAUCUUCAUUUACUUUCCAGCGCACCAACAUCCACUCACUCCCUGCUAAUCGCUAGCCACACAAAUCCGAUCCAUCACAAUCCUCCGUCCACUAGCGAACCAAAUCUGGAAUCAGACACUGACAUUCCGGACACGGUCCUGGAAGAGGUCAGUGAUGACCAGGAAGACACUGUCCUGCUGGCGGAUUUGAGCAAAGUGGGAAACACAAGUCGCGAGUGCCUGCUAGCGGAUGACGGAUCUAUGGAAACCCAAGACAUGGAGACGUCCGAAUCAGAAUCAACAAAGCCUGACGUUGGGACUCAAAAUGAAAGCAGCGGCUCUGAAACUUCUUGGUGCCUCGACUUGAUGGACUAAUCCAAGACUCUUGAGAAAGUAUAUCCAAAAUGUUUGCAGUGAUAUGGGGUUUUUUUUGUUUGUUUUUUUGACAAGGGAUUGUCUUUUCCAUCCCGUCCGUGCAAAUAACUUAAUAACUAUGCAAGACGCAUGUUGAUUGUGCAUUAUUCCUUAUUUACUCAAUCAAUACUCAGUAUACCACACGAAUAGCUUGCCUUUGAAUUUAUGCACAUUCCAGUCUAAAAGUCCGAGUCCACUAAUUAUUAAUACUCUGUACAUUUCACAUCGCAGUAUCGUCAUAAGUGUUUCCGGCCAAUAAGAAAACGUACUGGUUGUAGUUGUGGCAGUCUGGGAAAACCCAUUGGAUGUCACUGUGGUGGAAAUAAUUUUUAUUAAUACUUGAUACUAUGUUGUUCUUUCGACUGCUCCCUGUUUGGGGUCACCACAGCGGAUCAUUUGGUCCGCAUGUUUCAAUUUGGCACAGGUUUUACACCGGAUACCUUUCCUGACACAACCCUCCCAUUUAAUCCAGGCUUAGGGCCGGCACUGAGAGGUAACUCUUCAGUUGCUGGGUUAGCUCCCUGCCCGGGAACUGGACCUGGGCCGUGGCAAUGAGAGUGCGGGAUCCUGCCUCUGGACCACGAGGAGGCUCUAAUACUAGAUACUAUAAUUAUACAAUUCAGUAGUGUAGACUAUACUACUUAACAGUCUGGGAUCUCUAUUUUAACAAAAAAGCAUAAGUAUGUUUCACCACAAUGUUUUAUUCAUAUUAUUUUGUUAAGUGUCAGAAUUUGACCAUAGCUGUAGCAAUCAGAUCAGAUAUCACUCUUAUUGCUCUUGUUCACUCACGUCAUCAUCUAAACAGAGAAUAGCAUUUAUCUGAACAGACGACUUUAAAACGUCUCAGUGACCGAACACAAAGACAAGAAAUGAAACUAAUAAUUAUUUCCCAUCAGUGGAAAUGAUGAGCCUCAUGUUUAAAGUGACUUUUACCUCAGAUGAAGUGACAACUCAUUUCUCAUCAUGAAGUUAACAGUAAUUUACCUCCAGCUUUUAGUUGUUGUUCUUUUGGCUGCUCCCUAUGCAUGUGAGGAGUCACCACAGCAGACCAACUGGUUCACACAACAACUUGGCACAGGUUUUACACCAGAUGCCCUUCUUAGGACCAGCACUGCAUCCAGUGGCGGGGGUUUGGGCACUGGCUGGGAAACAAACCCAGGCCUUCCGGCUGGUAGGCGAGACACCUACCACUGAGCCACCAGCACCCUACCUCUAGCACUUAGUCGAAUUAAAUAAAUCAUUACAUACAAAUUUUAAAAUGCUAGAAAGUUCCUUCUGGUUGAGAAAACUGUAUUAUAGUCUGUUUUUAUUAUAAAAGUAAAUUAUGUCCAUGUAUGUGGAAGCCAUGUGAUAGGUUUUCCCAGACCCUGGAUGACGAGGAGUGUUCAUGUUUGAGUUGACUGGAGUCAGACUUUUGGACUGGAUUGUGUACACCGUGGUGAACUAUCAGGGUGUUUAUGAAACCCUUUUUUUGGGCAUUUUAAUAAAUCAAGUGGAUUGCCGAACGUAAACAAUCCGCCGUGUAGCAUUUUGAUGGUAGCAUUCGCUCGAGUUCCUUCAGACUUAGACGCAUCACACUAGAUGCACACUAAAUGUUUUUGGUUUUUUUUCUAGUUAGAAUCUACAGUAUGUUCUGUAUUUCUUCUUACCUUCGUGCAUGGUAAAGUUUAACGUUCUUUUUUCCUAAGGAAAAGGUAUCAAGUGAAAUGUGUUCACAUUAUGAAUGUUUGAAUGGUAGGACUUCACAAGAUUUAGCACGUGCACUGUUAGACUGCUUUUUUUCUUUUGUUUAACAAACCAUUCCUGAGAAAAAAGAAAGAAAAAAGCUCCCAAUCUCUUCGAUCACCAUCUCAGUUUAAAAAUUGCUCACUGAUCAAGAACAUAUAGCAUUUCUUUCCUUAGUGCGACGAUGCAGUCAGAUUUUGUUUAUUAAUGAACUGAAAUCUUACAACAGGUUAGGUUUGGUUUUAUUUUUACUGUAAAGGAUAAAGUUGUGUGUGUGUGUGUGUGUGUGAGAGAGAGAGAGAGAGAGAGAGAGAGAUAGAGAAAGAGAGAGAGAUAGACAUGCUGCAGCUUACACUGUUUCACAUUUGCCUAAGUGUAUAUUUUACACUCAUGAAUGAUUAAUGAGGAAUUGUUAGCGAACAAGAACAAGAACUCAGUGAAAGAAUGACAGGAAUAGUGGACACAUUAUGCAACACACACACACACACACACACACACACACACACAAACACACACACAGUUUUUGAGUCGGUUUUGCAAUUCAUCAGAAUUUUUCAAAAUAAAUCGGAAAAAAAACCCUUAAACACUUAUUUCUAUAAAGACAUUUUUAAAUAAAUCUCUUUUUAACAAAAUUUGUUACUGCUGUACCAACAAUCCUGACAUUUUUUCCUGAAUGUGAAUGCAAUGCAGCUAAUGUGAUUUAUUCCCUUUAAAAUGUGAAUUGAAUUAAUCAGUUUAUUUAUUUAUUUAUUUAUUUACUUAUUUAUGUAUUUAUUUAUUAUAUUUUCAUUUCCCAAUAAAUAUCUAAAAAAUAUAUAUAUAUGUUUCACACAUACAUAAAAUGAACACGUCACAAUAAUUCUGCACAAAAUGUACUACUUGAAUUCUGAUGAUGAUUAUUUUGCCUGAUGAUGAUGAUCUUCAUCCGUCUGACUGUAAGAUAAAACCCCAACGGUAUUCACAUCUUUUGCAUAUUUAUUCUUGGAGAAAGCGUGUAUACUCCAUAUAUCGGUUUCUGCAUGACGAGCAUUUCCCCCUCUAUGCAUUAUGUUUGGUUUGAGCAUGAAAUGUAAAAAAAAUAAAUAAUAAAUAAAUAUUUGUUAUAUUAAACAAAAUUUUA
This is a messenger RNA of Hemibagrus wyckioides, 7176 nucleotides long. RefSeq names its product potassium voltage-gated channel, subfamily H (eag-related), member 4b (gene kcnh4b). Gene Ontology annotation, molecular function: voltage-gated potassium channel activity. Bases 801 to 4292 code for a protein of 1163 amino acids. Gene Ontology annotation, cellular component: membrane. The record is from RefSeq and is a predicted model, not a curated record. The transcript is spliced from 17 exons. Gene Ontology annotation, biological process: potassium ion transmembrane transport; regulation of membrane potential. NCBI's taxonomy places the organism in Eukaryota, Metazoa, Chordata, Actinopteri, Siluriformes, Bagridae.